AUGCUUGCGGAUUUGAUUACCGUCCGUCCGAUGGGACCGGAUUUUCCCGCUAGUCGAGACGUGGUGGACGACUUUUUCACACAACAUCAGACAAUCGUGACCACUAGCAGUCCACCACCGGAGCCCGAAUGGGCGCAAAAACCAAAUAUGGACUUCGGCGAGGUCGAAGUGCGAAUCACCCAGUUUAUGGUAUUAAUCUGUAAGUUACCUAAUGGCAGUACCCCGAGGAUUUGUUCUGCGGUGUGA
Molecule: messenger RNA, 246 nt
Organism: Echinostoma caproni
Lineage: Eukaryota; Metazoa; Platyhelminthes; Trematoda; Plagiorchiida; Echinostomatidae
Source: the annotation of a GenBank genome assembly